Molecule: messenger RNA, 262 nt
Organism: Dentiscutata erythropus
Lineage: Eukaryota; Fungi; Glomeromycota; Glomeromycetes; Diversisporales; Gigasporaceae
Source: the annotation of a GenBank genome assembly
CCUCAAUUAUUAAGAGUUUUAAUGAUAUUUGUAAGAAGUCAAGGAGAAGAAAAUCCUCAACCUGCACUAUGGGGAUAUUAUAUUGCUGUGAUGAUGUUUUUUACUGCAAUUUUACAAACCAUGUUUUUGCAUCAAUAUUUUCAACUUUGUUUUGUUACUGGAAUGAGGACACGAGCUGGUCUUGUAACAGCAAUAUAUAAAAAAUCUUUACUCCUAUCUAACAGUGGUCGACAAAGUUCAACGGUUGGGGAGAUUGUUAAUC